Penicilliopsis zonata CBS 506.65 is the source of this 664-nucleotide messenger RNA. RefSeq lists its product as hypothetical. Bases 56 to 601 code for a protein of 181 amino acids. Lineage: Eukaryota; Fungi; Ascomycota; Eurotiomycetes; Eurotiales; Aspergillaceae. The transcript is spliced from 4 exons. The record is from RefSeq and is a predicted model, not a curated record.
CUACAGUCGACACUGUAUCUUGGAUAUUCUCUAGCAUAUCGUCUACACACACAAAAUGUUGAAGAUAUGGUCUAUGAAACAACAACAGCAAAAGGCCGAGAACGCCGAGGGGGGCAAGAAGAAGAAGAAGGUGACGGCGGCACAGCUUAGAGUGCAGAGAGAUCUCCAAGAACUGGCCCUCGGGUCGACGAUGAAAACGACGUUCCCCAACCCGGACGACAUCCUCAACUUCACGCUGACGAUCGAGCCAGACGAGGGCAUGUACAAGGGCGGCACGUUCAGCUUCACCUUUACGAUCAACCAGAACUUCCCGCACGACCCGCCGAAAGUGAAAUGCUCGCAGAAGAUCUACCAUCCCAACAUCGACCUGGAGGGGAACGUGUGUCUGAAUAUCCUGCGGGAAGACUGGAAGCCUGUUUUGAAUCUGAACGCGGUGAUUGUGGGGUUACAGUUCCUCUUCCUUGAACCCAACGCGUCAGACCCCCUUAACAAAGAGGCAGCCGAGGAUCUCCGACUGAACCGCGAGGCGUUCAAGCGGAAUGUCCGGACGGCCAUGGGCGGGGGGGCAGUCAAGGGGAUUACCUAUGAGAGGGUGAUAUGAAGUCUAGCAUGAUUAUGAUAUAGAUUACGAUUGUACGAUUGCUAUGAUGAGUCUACGUGUAGU